Messenger RNA from Mus musculus (house mouse), 5265 nucleotides. RefSeq names its product aquaporin 6 (gene Aqp6). The transcript is spliced from 4 exons. The coding region runs from base 3399 to 4094 and encodes 231 amino acids. The record is from RefSeq and is a predicted model, not a curated record. Gene Ontology annotation, cellular component: cytoplasmic vesicle membrane; membrane. Gene Ontology annotation, molecular function: channel activity. NCBI's taxonomy places the organism in Eukaryota, Metazoa, Chordata, Mammalia, Rodentia, Muridae. Gene Ontology annotation, biological process: carbon dioxide transmembrane transport; transmembrane transport; monoatomic anion transmembrane transport.
UCUGCUGGGAAGGAGCACAAGGCUUCACAGGAGAACUGGACUGAAGGAGAGAGGCAGGAGAAAUGCCCUCUCCUGUGUGGAGGAGACUCAAAAGCUCAUUUAGAGACACUGUGAGUGUUUGGCCCUCUGUAGUAAAGAGGUCAGGGUGGAGAUGGGGGGUGGGCAGGAGGAAGUAGUCUCUCCUGGCAGGUUGGACAUAGACGUUCAGACUUGAACCUGAGGUAAUGGGGAGCCCCUGAAGCUUUGGUGGGCAGUGGGGUCACAUGACCAGUGUGGCAUUUUGGAAGGAUCUCUGACAUAAGAGAAAGGUCACCUCUGUUUAGCACCAUGGGCAGCUGGGUAGGGUAUGGGCCAUGGUUGAGCUGUCAGAUGGGAGAAGGCUUGGCUUUCUGAGUACGAUGAGGGGAACUCAGAGGGAGCAAGGAGUUUGGGAGGAGUGUGGAAGUCUGAGGGAUGGGGGAAACAGGCAGAGGGAUGGCUCAGGGAGAGAGACACCUGUGUCAAGCCUGACAGACAGACGACCUGGGUUCAAUCCCUAGGACCCACAUGGUAGAAGGAAACAACUGACUCCUGAAAUGACCUCUGAAAUUAGAUGUGCACAUACUCAUAGACACACAAUAAAAUGAAAAUGUAAAUAAUAGUAAUAGUUUUUAAGAAUGGGAAAGGGGGCUGGAGAGAUGGCACAGCAGUUCAGAGCACUGACUGCUCUUCCAGAGGUCCUGAGUUCAAUUCCCAGCAUCCACAAGGUGGCUCACAACCAUGUGAAAUGGAAUCUGGUGCCCUCUUCCGGUGUGUCUGAAGACAGCGACAGUGUACUCAUAUACAUAAAAAUAAAUAAAAUCUUUAAAAAAAUAAAAUAAAAUAAUUUUUUUUAAAAAAAGGAUGGGAGUAUGGUGGCGGCACAAUCAUUAGUCCCAGCACUCGGGAGGCAGAGGCAGGCAGAUCUCUGAGUUUGAGGCCAGCCUGGUGUACAGAGUGAGUAACAGGACAGCCAGGGCUACACAGAGAAACCCUGUCUCAAAAAAAAAACAAACAAACAAACAAACAAACAAACAGAAACAAAAUCAAACCAAAAAGAACAAGCAAACAAACAAAAAAGGAAGAGAAGGACCUAGGGCCAGCAGAACUGUGGGAAGAUUAACGAGCAGAGCUUGGUCUCCUGAGGCCGGAGUGGGGGGGAAGCCUGGUGCGUGCCUGUCCCCAGCAGAUUCAGCCUAGGGGUCAAGGGUGUAUUUAUUGUCCAGCAUAAAUGAGCCUGGAACUGACUCUAAGCUGAGGUCUCCACCAAUCCUGAGCAUCCAGCGUUAUAUCAGUAGGAGGCUGGGGGAGGCGGGAAUGACACUCGCAGAUGAGACGACAGAGACCUCCCGUUACAGCUGAGCCUGUGCGGCCUCCAGUCCCACCAGCUGGGCCUGGCAACACAGUCCGGGGGCAGAGAGGUGUGGAUGAGAAUGAUAAUGGGCAGCAGAGGGGAAGGGGAGGGGCAGUAGGGCACUGGCAAGAGCAUGCUGUGCCCAGUAAGAAACCAAGGGUUCCUCUGAGGAGAGCAAGGGAAAUCCAGGACAGACUGGGAGAGGGAGGGGUCUGACUGUGACUGCGAUGGGGAGGGUACAGUAGAGCCCGUGGUCCAGAAUUGGAGCUUUCCCUUGAAGAUGUCAGAGGGUUUGGUCCUACGAGGGGGCAGGAGGGCAGCCGUAGAAAUAGCGGAAUGAGAUUGAAACCAACCACACAGUCACCUGCUCUCAUUACUGGGUCUCUCUCGUAGGCAGUCUCUGUGCAGGACACUAUAUAUAGAACAAAAUGUGAUUCCUCCCCCUGAGGGCUGAUCACCUUGUUUGGGAGACAUAGUAACACCGUGGCAGGAGUGUGCUGACUUGUACAUGGAAAGGCUUUAGGUAUGGCGGCAACACACAGAGAUGGCCUUAGGACAGAGCAGGUGGCGCUGGAAGCUGUCCUCCAGGAUGGGUUAAGAGGUUCAGGCGAAGAGUACAGAAGGCUCUCCAUGAAGGGGUGGGGGUGGGGGUGGAGAUGGCAGGAUGUUCAUCCCAGGAUGCCAGGGGACAAAGGAAGAAGGACGAGGGAGGCAGGAGGAAUGGGGCCCCACAGGACCUUGUCAUUCUGGCUUAGACCUCCAAAGAGGGUGGCAGAGACUGCAGCAGGACAGCAGCCGGCUGAGCACUGCUUUAAAAAACAAAACAAAACAAAGCAUCAUUCAGACCGCAGUGUGGAGGACUGAGGAGGGCAAAGUGAGGGCGGACCGGCUAAAGGCUGCACGGUGAGGAGGAGAGCCCAGCCGGGACCACUCGGGAUUCAAAACUAGCAGAGUUCGAUGCCUUCCUCUGGAAAGGGGUCAAAGACACUUCUUGGGUGCCACCAACUGCGCUGGAGAGAAGUGUGGGAGACAGGGAGGGUGGCAUUUGGGGACAGACUCUGUUUGAGGAGCCUGCAGUUAACCAGGUGCAGCCAGGGUUAGGGCAGGAUGCAGGUAUUGCUUGGGCAGCUCCACAGAGGGAACACCUCUGUUUGAGAAAUCUGAUGCUACUGGGGAAGAGGCACGGUGACACUUUAGGAUGACAUAGCUAUAUAAGUAGAUAACCCAUCUGAUGUAAUAAAUCAUGGGGGUGGGGGGCUCUGAGAACAAGGUCCCGAAGGGAGGCAGAGAGGCAGGAAGUGAGGGAAAAAGCACAGGGGAUCCCCCACCGGCGGACAGCAGAACUGUUCGGGCCACAUGCAGCAGCUAUCAUGGUUUGAGCAUCCGUGUGGUGAACCCCAGCUCCUUUCCACACCACCAGGACCACAUCCUCAAUCAAGUUGAUUGCCCGUGCCUGAGACCUGGAUGCCAUGUUUUACGGGGGAAUGGUGGAAAGAACUUAAUUUCGCACCUGGGCUUAUGGGGCACAGAAUACACCCCACCAUUUAAGAAGAAGAGACUAGGCAAUUAGCACACAGGCACCCCUGCAGCAGGCCUUGGAUGUGGGUUUCUCCAUGAUCUUGCUGGUCUCUAAGCUGACAUUAGGGAUCUGACUUCCACUCCCCAAGUCCCCAAGUCCCAGGCUAGACUUCUUUUGGCAGCCAGUCCCGGGAGGUUCCAGCUCAGUGCCCAGUGUUCCUCCUUACUGGCCUGGCCCCCUCCUGUCAGGUGAGCCCCGAGCUGGAACAGACACGUGAGCACUCUGAACCUCCCACCCCCAGACACGCACAAUGCCAUCAGCUGGCUCCCCAUGAAUCUGAGCAGCUUGUUUCUAAGGCCAGCAGUGUGCUGGGGGCACCUUAGCUGGCUGGGGAAGCUGCCACAGAAAGGGAGGCCAGGAGAGCUGGGGAGGGGUCAAGAGACCUGAGGGAACAGAACGAAUCAGGGAGAAGAGGCAGCAGACCUGAAGGCAAGCAGGUGACAAGACAUGGAGCCAGGGCUGUGUAGCAGGGCUUACCUUCUGGUUGGCGGGCUUUGGACCGCCAUCAGCAAGGCGCUUUUUGCUGAGUUCCUGGCCACGGGGCUGUACGUUUUCUUUGGUGUGGGCUCUGUUCUGCCCUGGCCUGUGGCGCUUCCCUCUGUGCUCCAGAUCGCCAUCACCUUCAAUCUGGCCACAGCCACAGCCGUGCAGAUCUCCUGGAAGACCAGCGGGGCCCACGCCAACCCUGCUGUGACCCUGGCCUACCUCGUGGGAUCCCAUAUCUCUCUGCCUCGGGCUAUGGCCUAUAUCGCUGCGCAGCUGGCUGGGGCCACAGCUGGGGCUGCUCUUCUUUACGGGGUAACUCCAGGAGGUAUUCGAGAGACCCUUGGGGUCAACGUGGUCCACAACAGCACAUCAACUGGCCAGGCGGUGGCCGUGGAGCUGGUUCUGACGCUGCAGCUGGUGCUCUGUGUCUUUGCUUCCAUGGAUGGCCGGCAGACCUUGGCGUCCCCAGCUGCCAUGAUUGGAACCUCUGUGGCACUGGGCCACCUCAUUGGGAUCUACUUCACUGGCUGUUCCAUGAACCCAGCCCGCUCCUUCGGCCCUGCCGUCAUUGUUGGGAAGUUCGCAGUCCAUUGGUGUUUGACUUCUCCGUGUGAGGAGGCUGUCCGGUCAUUUUCAUUCACGCUUGGCCUUUGCUGAUCCCCUCCCUGGCUCCCCUCCCAGUACCUCCUGGCCACUUCCUGCUGGUCCUCACCUUACCCUCCCAAGGCCCUCCACUUCUGCUGUAAUGUUGCUUUCAUGUUUCCUGUUUUCUGUUGCCCUCUUCCCCCAGCCUCCCCAGUCUCCCCUGUCCAGUCCUCUCCCUAGUUAUCCAGUCUACCCCAGUCCCCUCUCCUUAGUUCCCUCAAUCUACUCCAGUCCCCUCUCCCUGGUCCCCCCAGACUACCCCAGUACCCCUGGUCCCCUCUCCCUAGCCCCCUCAAUCUACCCCAGUCCCCCCAGCCCCUCUCCCUCAUCCCCCCAGAUAACCCCAGUACCCCUGGUCCCCUCUCCCUAGCCCCCUCAAUCUACCCCAGUCCUCCCAGCCCCUCUCCCUCGUCCUCUCAGCCUCUCCCAUGUGCCUUCUUCCUGCUCCCAUGGUCAAGGUUCUAGUUUCCUGACCCUUUUCUGUUUCUUAACGGCAAGAGCACAGGGAGGCAGAAACCACACAGCAGGACCCCAGUGGGCAUCCUGGGCCGCUGGAUCCCUGUCUUGGAGAAAGGGGAAUUGGGUCCCAAAUAUCCAUUCUGCUUGGACUCUGAUGAAGGAGCUUCAGAGCCCACUAAGAUGGGGCAAUACCAGUUUUAGGGAUUGCCUGAGCUUCUUGAAAGAUUUCUCUGUCCUAGGUGUGGUUUGGGGUUUCCUGAGGACAAAGGUCGCUCUUCCAAAAGGUCUCUCUGUUCCCAAAUGCUCAGGAAGAUCUCUACCUGGGACAAGGUGAUACAGAGGAAGCCCACGUCCCCACCCCACCCCCAUGCCACACUCGGUCUAUACCCUGGGCCAGAAGCCUCUAAGGUCUGAUUUUCAACACCUUGGUCCCUGUUAAAUAGUGAGGCUAUAGAGUGGCCCAGAAAGUAGAGACUACAGGCUUAGUGCCUCUAAAAGACCCUGGGAGUUGAAUUGUUUUUGCUACACAUUGAAGGCCACUGCACAUCUACUCGGCUAAUCAAAGGGGGUCGUGGGGUGGUGGGGUAUCCUCUCUGGAUUUCAGCUUAUCCACUGUAGAAUGGGCAUACUUCUCCCUCCCUCCGGGGUGCUGUGGCAACGAUGAGAAUGCUUUGGGGAAUUAAAUGCUGGUAGAACACUCCAAUAAAUGAUGAUUGUUGUUGCA